Molecule: messenger RNA, 312 nt
Organism: Aspergillus glaucus CBS 516.65
Lineage: Eukaryota; Fungi; Ascomycota; Eurotiomycetes; Eurotiales; Aspergillaceae
Product: SUI1 family translation initiation factor
Exons: 3
Biological process (GO): translational initiation
Cellular component (GO): eukaryotic 43S preinitiation complex
Molecular function (GO): translation initiation factor activity; RNA binding; ribosomal small subunit binding
Source: RefSeq, a predicted model, not a curated record
UUCGGCGAUGCUGACGAAGAUACCGGCGAAACUAAACAGUCUCAAAAUUAUAUCCAUAUACGGAUCCAGCAGUGCAAUGGUCGUAAGACCCUAACUACAGUCCAGGGUCUUCACAGUGCAUUCGAUCAGAAGAAGAUAUUGAAGGUGUUCAAGAAGGAUUUCGCUUGCAAUGGCACCAUCGUCGAAGACACUACAAUGGGCUCUGUGAUUCAGUUGCAGGGAGACCAGCGGAAAGCUGUUCAGGAGUUCUUGAUUGACAAGGAAGAAGGUCUUGAGCUAGAUGCUGAGACUAUUAAGGUCCAUGGGUUCUAG